This is a messenger RNA of Gaeumannomyces tritici R3-111a-1, 1344 nucleotides long. RefSeq lists its product as hypothetical. Gene Ontology annotation, molecular function: nucleotide binding. Bases 1 to 1344 code for a protein of 447 amino acids. The transcript has 3 exons. NCBI's taxonomy places the organism in Eukaryota, Fungi, Ascomycota, Sordariomycetes, Magnaporthales, Magnaporthaceae. The record is from RefSeq and is a predicted model, not a curated record.
AUGUUUGGCAUCCCCGACUUCGUUAGCCGCCAGUGGCAGAUAUUCGUGGGCUCGAAGGCGGCGCCCAAGGAUGCCGACGCGCUCCGGUUCGGCAUCCUCGGCGCGGCCAACAUCGCGCCCAUGGCGCUGAUGCACGCGGCGCGGACCCACCCGGAGGUGGUUGUGCAGGCCGUCGCCGCCAGGGACAAGACCAAGGCGGCGGCGUACGCGAAGAAGCAUGGCAUCCCGCAGGUGCUGGACGCCCUUCUCGACGACGCGUCCAUCGACGCGGUCUACAUCCCGCUGCCCAACGGCCUGCACUACGAGUGGACCCUGCGGGCGCUGGCGGCGGGCAAGCACGUGCUGCUGGAGAAGCCGUCCGUGUCCAACGCCGCCGAGGCCGAGAGCCUCUUCAACCACGCGCUGCUCCGGCCGCAGCAGGGCGGCGGCUCUCCGCAGCAGCGGCAGCCGCCCGUGCUCGUCGAGGCCUUCCACUACCGGUUCCAGCCGUGCUGGGCCAAGUUCAUGUCGCUGGUGGACCCGCCCAACGUGACGCACGCGAGGGCCAAGUUCUCGGUGCCGCGGGGGUUCUUUUCCGCCGACGACAUCAGGUUCAACUACGCCCUCGCCGGCGGCUCGCUGAUGGAUCUGGGAACGUACCCCUGCUCGGCCGUCCGGCUCGCUUUCGGCGGCAUGGUGCCGGAAGAGUGCUCGUCGGCGGAGCUCAGGCCGUGCCCGCCCCCGCGCGAGCGCUGCGACGAGGCCUUCAAGGCGACCUUCCGGUUCCCCAAUGGCGGCACGGCCGAGGUCGAGGGGGCGCUGAUGGGCUCGUGGCUGCAGACCGGCGUGCCGGGCGUCUGGGUCGAGCACCGGUCCGUCGUGGUGCCCGACGCCAACCUGCCCGAGGGCCAGGAGAAGACGCGCACCCGGAAGCUCUACAUGGGAAACUUCAUGAUGGGCUUCUUCUGGCACCGCAUCGACGUCGAGGACGAGUUCGUGGUGCGGCGGCGGGGCACGGCGGCGGCCGAGGGCACGGGCACGGGAGGGGCGGCGGCGGCGGCGGUGGCGGACGAGGAGGGCUCGGUGGUGAAGCGGUGGGUCGAGAAGAGGAGUCAUAAGGCGUAUACGUGGGAGGAGGCCGGGCUCCAGGGGCGCGGCGUGGCCACCGGCGGGCUUCCCAGCUUCACGUCGUACCGGCACCAGCUCGGGGCCUUCGUCGACAGGAUCCGCGGCCGGGCGGGUACGGGCAUGUGGGUGGAGCACGACGACAGCAUCGCGCAGGCGCGCAUGCUGGACAUGGCCUACGAGAAGUCGGGCCUGGGGCUGCGGCCGACGAGCGACUUUGAGCCGGGCAGCAUGAGGUGA